GUCUCCUCCACCCACUUUUUGAGUGUUGAGUAGCUCUGUACUGCUGGCGGACCUGACGCACUUUUUGUUUGUUUUUCCUUUUAUCAGCAACGUCCGUUGCUUACCAGUACGGAUCUUGAAGUCUUCUUCUCAUUUUGUAUCGGACGAGCGAACAAAGAGCCCGGCACUUCGUCAUUAUGAAAGCCGUGCCCUGUGUAUUCGGAGGAUUAAUCGAGCUGUUGGUGGUACUGGGCCUUGUUGGACUCGUAGCCGGAAAUUGUGGUAACCCUCCAGAUGUUCUUAAUGCGACUCCAAAGUCUGAGUUUCUGAGUUCAAGUGAGUUCAGUGAUGGAUCCAAACUGUCAUAUGAAUGUAUACCUGGCUAUGUGAGAGAGAAGGGAACAUCUCAAAUCACGUGCACUGGAAGUAUCUGGUCUACUCCAACUUUACAAUGUCAAAAGAGAGAUUGUGGAAGUCCACAAGAACUUAUUGAUGGACAAUAUCAGGUAACAGAGGGAACGGAGUUUGGUGCAACUGUAACAGCUGUAUGCAAUGAAGGGUUUAAACUUGGAGGCAGAGAUGACCAUCUAACUUGUGGUCCUGAUGGGUACUGGUUUGGUGGCAGUCCAGUUUGUGAGCGUGUGAAAUGUCAAGACCCACCUGAGAUUGAAAAUGGGUCUCAUGAUCCCGAGAGUGGUAUCUUUUCUGGAUCUGUUGUAAGUUACAAGUGUAAUCCUGGACUUGAUCUGAUUGGAAGUGACCAGCUUGUGUGUGGAAACAAUGGAGAGUACAAUAGUCAGCAACCAGUGUGCAAACAGGUUAGCUGCCCUAAUAUUAACAUAGAAAAUGGAGCGAAGACAUCAGGAUUUGGUCCCCAAUAUAGAUACAAGAACUCCAUCACAUUCAUUUGUAUCAGUGGAUUUCAAUUAAUUGGACAAAGCACCAUAUACUGUGAUGAAAAUAACACAUGGAAACCUAAUCCUCCAACCUGUGUAAAGGCAAUCGAGGAUAGCUGCCCUAAUAUUAACAUAGAAAAUGGACAGAAGACAUCAGGAUUUAGUCCCCCAUAUAGAUACAAAAGCUCCAUCACAUUCACUUGUAACAACGGAUUUCAAUUAAAUGGACAAAGCACCAUAUACUGUGAUGAAAAUAACACAUGGAAACCUAAUCCUCCAACCUGUGUAAAGGCAAUCGGAACUGUCAGUCCUCCAACCACUACUACUACUACUACUCCUCGUGAUGACAAAACAGAUAAAAUUGUUGGAGGGAUUGUUGGUGGUAUAAUUCUACUUGCCUUGUCCAUAGCAGGUGUAGCUGUUGUAAACAAGUACAUUAUCAAGAAAAAUAGGUCGGCAAAGGAUAACAGGGUUCUCUAAGGAAACCUGCAUCUGAAAGAAGUAUGACAGAGUGGCACUAAAGAGAGGCGAUGGAGGACUUCACAUCUUCCUCUUGAAUAAUUAUGCAUUCACAUUAAUUGAAUGAGGGGACAAAAAUCAUCCCUUUAAAAAAAACAAAAGCUUUGCUUGAAAACUGCUGUUAAUAGUGUGGCUCUAGAGCAGUGGCUUGACAGCUUUACACCGUGGCUCUUGAGAGCAAGAAAUUAUUGUUAGCUUAAUUUGAAAUACCUUGUAGCAGUCAAGAUUUUAAAAUGCUCUAAAAGGCCGCAGUUACUGCACAGAAGCUUCUCCUUCUAAACUAAAUCCAGUUGCAUUUGUCUGUCAAAAUGUCAUGUUUCACAACGCUAUGGCCUUUAUUCACUGUUUUCAAAUAAACUCUGUCUUUCAAAGGAAUCUCAUAAAAAGAAGAAAUAUUCACCAAUGCCUGGAAGUAACAUUGUCACACUGGUAGUAUACUUUGUCAGUGUUUUCUGCUCAGAAUUACGUUUCAUAUAGCAUCAAAUGAAAUUUUUUGCUUAAAAUAUAGUAUGGCACACCUAAAACUGGAAAAAACAGUCCGACUUUCUACUUCCAUUGCUUAAACAGUGUCAAUAAUUGGUAAAGAAGUACAAAGCAGACACAUAAUUUAUUGGCCUUUCCUAUUUUUUUAAGCACAUAAACAUCACAUAAAAUUGAGAGAUAGUAUUAGACAGAAACUGGUUUGUUGCUUAAUUACCAAGUUGAAGCGUAUUACACAGAUAGAUAUUUUUAGCAGAAAAAUCAUCUUAUAAAUGUUCUCGUCUUGUAGCAGAGGCUUCUUUGCAGUAAUUGUCAGCUUCUUUAAAAAAUGCACUUUAACCGUGUCAGACUGCUUGUUCAUGAUCCAUAGUUGCAUAAAUUUGAUAGUAUGCGAUUUAACGGUCAUGCAAAAACUUUGGCAUCAAUUCAGUGACCUUCCCAAAACAAACCUCUUAUUUGACAGUUACCAGCAUUCAGUACAGCUUAUAAUUUGCAUUAUUUUAAUAGUUCUAAAUAUAAACUGGUCUUUCCUGCAUUACUGAUGGCAGAUUUGAAAUAACUGGUCCAGGCAUUUCUUCAUUUUUUUGUUUCAGCUUUUCCAGCAUAAGCUUGUAGAGAACUGGAGCCUUUCCUGUCCGUGGUGGGUGCGUCACAGGACUCGGUACUGGGUGGGGAGCUGCCAAGUUCACUCGGAGAAACCCUUAUGGCCUCAUCGUGCCUGAAAGGUUUAGAACUGAUGACAGAUCCGUCAUUUUAUCUUUAGACUGUCGAUGGUGUGUGGAGGAAAAUCGGGUGAAUACUAGUAGAACAUAUUAUGCAGAAAGUAGACCACCCAAGCAAUGUGCUGUCCAGUUGGCCCACUGUACUCUUAAACAGCAGACUUUAGGAUCUUAAUGGGGAUUUAAACCACAGACUUAUUUUGAUUUUAGGCAUUCGGACGUACUGUAAUGAAAAGCAAAGCACCAAAGGCUCAACCCAUUUGUAGGUUACUUUGUAUGAAGCCAGUUACAAGUAGCAGGAAGAUAGUAGGAGUUUAGCACCUUAAUGCUUGGGUGUCGUCAACAUGAAGCAAAAGUUUAACUGCUGUGAUUAUAAAGUCACAUAUCUGGCAGGAUUGUAAGGCUGUGGCUUCUUUUUAUUUUGUGGCCACUUUUUUGUCUCUUAUGAUGAUUAUUCCCAUGAUGUAAAUUAAUUUUGUGCUGAAAAAUUUUUAUUACACUUAAUGUAAUUUAUUUUAUACUUGCCUGAUUUUUUUUCUGUCUAAUGAAUAUUUUUGUCAUCAUUGUUUGCUGUUUCAUCUCAUGUUUAAAAUUUAGAUCAGAUCCUUGCUUUUUAUACAAUGAACACCUUACAUCUGCUGCAAAAUUGAGUUUAACCAGGAGUCUCGGCUGAUUGUUCAGUCUAAUGCAGUGCUUCCCAAACUGGGUCCUGGGACCCACUGUGGCUGCAGGUUUUUGUUUCAACCAUCAUCGAUAACAACUGAUCUCAUUUAAUUAGUUGUUUUUUUUUACAUUUAUAAGACAUUUAUUUCUAGUUUUUUCUAAAGCUAUAAAUGCUUAACUCUCUUAACUUGUUUUUCUGUUAUUUUCCCCUUUUUCCUAUGUAGUUUGCUCCCUUCAUUUAACCCUAAUACUGACAAUUAACAACCAGCAUUGCAGACACCCAGGAUGAUGAAAGCAGCAACGACUUCAGUGUCAGACUCGCUAAUUAGUAAAUAAUCAAUUAAAUAACCAGAACACCUAGAAAAGCAGACUGAGAAUUGGGUUUAAAAUACUGUUUAAAAAAAUGACAUAUUCCCCAUAUAACUACUUAUUACAUUUUAAUAAAAAUCUACCAAAUUUAGUUUGUAAUUUCUACAUUGACUCCAAAACACAGAAACAGGGAAAUAAUAACUCGCUUAAUUAGGCUGAGAGGCCAAUGAAAAACGGAAGUUGGUUGGAACAAAUACCUGUAAACACGGGGGUCCCGAGGACCGAGUUUGGGAACCACUGGUCUAAAUGGUUUCUAGAUUCCCUAUGACUUCCUUUCACUUCAAAAAUGUUUAUUUUUGUACCAUACAUUUAUGAGAUUUUCUUUUUCAUGAUGUAUGUCUAAAUGUAAUUUGCUAAAUGUGUGAGCCCAACAGUUUUAUUCAGUGAGACUGAAAUCACAAAUAAGUAAGCAUAAAUACAGUUCUGCUUGCACUAUAAGAUGGAUAAAAAUGUGAAAAAUUAUUGUAACUGUUCAAUGUCUAAAGUUGUCUUUAGCUUUCAAAUUGGCACUUUGUUUCUUUUACUUUUAAUUCUGAUUUAUGUUAUCUUCAUUUUUUUCAUUAUUUUCUUAGAAGUAAGCCUUUGAGUAAGUGCCACCAAAUGUUAAAAAUUGUGCCUUUCGAACAGUUUUAGUACUUUUGUUUUAAAAGAAUACUCCACCCAAACACAUUUUCUUUAUCUGUUACAUAUCCUAGUAAUGAGUGAGAAAAAUCUUUAUUUUUGUGUUUAUAUGUAGAAUGGAGCUUUUGAAUUUAAGACCCACCUCUCCCCUCAUUCACUAGUCAUUAAUCCAAAAUGGUACAUUGCCAUUUGUGAUUUUUUAAUGCCACUGACCUUCUGCUUGUUGGAUUUGUGCAUAUCUGAGGUGCUACAAGGCACACGGUGUAUUCCACCUGAUGAUGAUGAUGAUUUCACGUGCAUUUCCCCUCAUUGACGAUGCUUUGCAAUGUUGAUACGCUGUGAAGCAGAAAGUUAACCAAUAAAUGUGAUUUUAUUGGACAAGAUGAAUAAAUGACUGGUGAGGUGAGUCUCCCAUUUAAAAGCUCAAUUUGGUUUAAACAUGCUCUGUAGCCAUUCAUGAAUUCAUUUUCAGUAAGUGGUUUAUUUAACAAUAUUUUAGCAAAAGUAAAUGUUUGGGAUGUUGUAAGCAUAUAACUGGAUAUUUGGCAUAUGAAUUUUGACACAAGUAAAUGGAGAUUUUUUUCCAAGAA
Erpetoichthys calabaricus (reedfish) is the source of this 4836-nucleotide messenger RNA. Its product is annotated as C4b-binding protein alpha chain-like. Lineage: Eukaryota; Metazoa; Chordata; Cladistia; Polypteriformes; Polypteridae. The transcript is spliced from 12 exons. The record is from RefSeq and is a predicted model, not a curated record. The coding region runs from base 177 to 1355 and encodes 392 amino acids.